Messenger RNA from Dryobates pubescens (Downy woodpecker), 895 nucleotides. RefSeq names its product uroplakin-3b-like protein 1. Lineage: Eukaryota; Metazoa; Chordata; Aves; Piciformes; Picidae. The transcript has 6 exons. Bases 1 to 861 code for a protein of 286 amino acids. The record is from RefSeq and is a predicted model, not a curated record.
AUGGCCCCGCUGCUCCUCCUGCUGCUGCUGCUGCUGGCCACGGCCCACGGCCUGGGUGAGUGCCCCGACGCCAGCGGCGCCGCCGGGGGGUCCCCCACGGCCCCGACGUGUGGUGGUGCGCUGGGUGUGCACAUCGAGGGGGACAGGGCCCAGAGCGGUGCACCCUCUGUGCAGGUGACGCUCGGCUACACCCCAGAGCUGGCCAGCUCUGCCCUGGUGGGGCGGAUCACCGCCUCCACCUUCGUGCUGGAGCAGCCCCGCUGCGUCUUUGAGAGAUUCCCCACCGAGAACAUCUGGCUGGUGGUCGCCGUCCCCGAGGCCGUGAAUGACUUCAACAACAGCCUGGGGCCGGGGACCCCCGAGAGGGCCUUCCAGGAGUUCCCCAGCCCCGCCCGCGCCUACAUGACCCUCAACACCACCCUGCCCAACUACGCCUGCCCCAAGCCCUCCGAGGGCAUCGCGGUGCUGCACGUCGGCAUCGAGACCAGCUGUGCCAACGACACCUCCAGGCCCACCUGCAACGGACCCCUGCCCGGUUCUGGCCCCUACCAGGUGAAGUUCCUCGCCUUCAACGGCUCCGUUCCGGUGGCCGAGACGCAGUGGUCGCUGCCCAUCACCCUGCGGACAGCCGAGGACCCCAGCAGCAUCCCGGUGCCGGGCAGCGGGCACAGCGGUGGCAUGAUCGCCCUCACCACCAUCCUCUCCAUCCUCUUUGCCAUCCUGCUGGCUGGCCUGCUGGCCAUGCUGGUCUUCUGCUCGGACACCUGCGAUGUCAGCGGCAGCUUCAGCAAGCCGGAGGUGGUGUCGGUGCGGCGGUACAACACCCACCACGUCUACGACCAGCCGGCUGCCCGCCUCUGAGCCCCACCACGGCCCUCUGCUACCUCCCUGCCAC